UGGCCAACUUGCAGGCAAGUGUGAUGCCAAGUGUUUGAUACACACUUUCAAACUACUACACACAUAUGGUUGCUUGAAAUUGCAGAGACCAGUACAUCAAAUGAGGACAUCCAAUACUCCAAACUCUGAUAGAAAAGCUAACUUUGACUCUCAAACCUGUGCUCAACAGAUGCUGGUGGAGAUGUAACAUGACUAUUGUCUUACAACAAGGCUUCAAUCUUUUCACACAUUAUAGUGAAACAUCAUAUCCAAGCCACUCUGUUUUACACAAAAUUGGGUCAAGAGCCAAACUAUCCUGAACUAAAAGACUUGACACCAUGACCUCACACACCGGUAAUAUACAGCAUGGCCUCGUCCCUCAUCUCCUUCCCCUCAUCCUUCUGUUGCUCCUCCAGGCCUGGGGAGGGUGCUGUCACCCCCAGUGUUUGGACUACAAGCCUCCAUUUGAGCCCAGGCAGCCACUGCUCUUCUGUAAGGAGUAUACUAAGUUUGGAUGCUGUGAUCUGGAAAAAGAUAAGGAGAUAUCAGUCAGGUUUUACUCCAUCAUGGACAAUUUUGACCACUCAGGUUAUGUGACAUGUGCCAAGUACAUACGCAGCAUCCUCUGCCAGGAGUGUUCUCCAUACUCCGCCCACCUGUAUGAUGCUGAAGAUGCAAACACGCCAAUGAGGAUGCUGCCUGGACUGUGCGGUGAUUAUUGCUCUGAAUACUGGCAUCAGUGCCGCUACACGCUCAGCCUCCUCUUGGAGGACUUGGGAAGCCCGCAGCAGUUUGCAAACCUGACUGCAACAUUAGAAGAAGAUCGCAGAAGGUUCUGCGACUUUCUGGAGCUGAAGGACAAACAGUACUGCUAUCCUAAUGUAUUGACAAAUACAGAACUGAAUGCUAACCUGGGUUUGGUACGUGAGGAUCCCAAAGGAUGUCUGGAGCUGUGCUUACAGGAGGUUGCGAACGGGCUUCGCAACCCAGUGGCCAUGAUCCACGCAGAUGAUGGAACUCAUCGAUUCUUUGUGGCGGAGCAGCUGGGUUUUGUGUGGGUGUAUCUGGCCAAUGGCUCCAGGAUCGACCGUCCUUUCCUCAACCUCACACGUGCUGUCCUCACAUCGCGGUGGGCUGGAGAUGAGAGAGGAUUCCUCUGUAUAGCCUUACAUCCAAGGAUCACCACAGUCAGGAAAGCCUAUGUGUACUACUCUGUGUCUGUCAAGAAGGAGGAGAGGAUCCGUAUCAGCGAGUUCACACUGCUACCACAUGAUGACAACCAGCUAGACCACUCCUCUGAGAGAACCAUUCUUGAGGUGGUGGAGCCGGCAUCGAAUCACAAUGGAGGGCAGCUUCUAUUUGGCCAUGACGGAUACCUGUACAUCUUCAUCGGUGAUGGUGGCCGAGGUGGCGACCCAUUUGGAAAGUUUGGCAAUGCACAGAACAAGUCAACACUCCUCGGCAAGGUGCUGCGCGUUGACAUCGAGAACAACGAUGAUGGUGCCCCAUACAGCAUCCCCUCGGACAACCCAUUCUUGGGGGAAAGGCAAACACGACCCGAAAUUUAUGCCUAUGGAGUUCGAAACAUGUGGCGUUGCUCCAUUGACCGCGGUGACCCGUUUACAGGUCGAGGUGCAGGCAGGAUAUUUUGUGGAGAUGUAGGACAGAACAAAUACGAAGAGGUGGACAUUAUUGUUAAAGGAGGAAACUAUGGAUGGAGAGCCAAAGAAGGCUUCAGCUGCUACGAUCGCAAACUCUGUCAAAACUCCUCUCUAGAUGACAUCUUGCCUAUCUUUGCAUACCCUCACAAGUUGGGCAAAUCAGUAACCGGAGGAUACAUCUACAGAGGCUGCCAAAUGCCCAACCUUAAUGGGCUCUACAUCUUUGGGGAUUUCAUGAGUGGGCGUCUGAUGUCCCUGAAGGAGAACGUCACUUCAGGUGAAUGGCACUACAAUGAGAUCUGCAUGGGCAGAGACCAGACCUGCAAGUUCCCCAAACUCAUCAACAGUUACUAUAAACACAUCAUCUCUUUCGCUGAAGAUGAAGCAGGUGAACUGUAUUUCUUAGCCACUGGAGCCCCAAGUGCCAUGGCCAGAGCAGGACUCAUCUAUAAGAUAGUGGACCCUUCCAGGCGAGCGGCGCCGGGAAAAUGCAGCGUUAAGCCUUUACCUGUCAAGAUAAAGGGAAAACUGAUUCACUUCUACCCCAAAGAAGAGUUUGUAAUCAACAAGAAACCAACCACCACGCCUGUUCCUACGACAACUACAAGAAGAACUACAACAACAACAAAAACACCAACAGGAAGAAAACCACCCAUAAUAAUAAUAAAACCACCAAUGCCAACAAGAAAAACAAUAAGAAAACCUCCUCAACCACCGCCAACAACAGCAGCAACAACAACAGCAGCAAGGCCAACAGCAUUACAGACCACAAGAAAAUCAACAAGAAAAAUACCGACACCGACACCAACUGCGAAAGCAACAACAAUAAAACCCACCACAGCAACAACAAUAAAACCAACAACCAUCCAGAUGACCAUGGCAACAACCCCCGCCCCAACCACACCUACUGGUUAUCGCACAACCAUCAUGACUGCAGCCCUCUCUAGGAUUGCUCAAACCCCAAUCAUCACCACACCUCCAUCCAAGAGACAUGGGAGACCUCUUCAGAAUACCCCUCUUACCACCUCCCGACCUUUAACCUCACCACAACCUCCUUCUUCUCCAUCCUCUGCACGAUACCACCAGCAUCUUGGAGUGUUGACAACACCACGGUUGUCAUUUUGGAGCCAGAAACCCACAACAUCAAGCUACAAGCCCCAGAGACCAUCAAUCAAUUCAACAUUGCCUAAAUCACAGGAAGAGAGGCUGUGGCUUGGAGAGAAGUUGGAACGAGCUGGGGAGGGUAACCAAGUAUUUAAGAGGCCAAGAGGAAGAGGUUACAAGAGAGGAAGAGGAAGAAGGUUGAGAGUAGGGUCAGUACGACUGGUGAGCGCUGAUGGUUUAUCAGAUCGAGGUAGGGUGGAGAUAUUUAUCCGUGGUGAGUGGGGGACAGUGUGCGAUGACCUUUUCACCAGCAAAGCAGGCACUGUGGUGUGUCGACAGCUCGGCUUCACGACAGUGUUGGCAGUGAUGAAGAGGGCGGCGCUGGGAGAGGCAGCCCACAAUGUAAGGAUCUUUUUGGAUGAUGUAGAGUGUGAGGGCGGGGAGGGAUCACUGCUGGAGUGCAAGAGAUCAAGGGUUGGGAAACACAACUGCUCACAUGGGGAAGAUGUAGGGGUAAUCUGCGGUUAGCACAGAAGAGUGGAAAUAAAAGAAUAGGAAAGAAAGGUGGAGAUAGUGGAGUGAUAUAUGGAUGUAUGGUUUGUACAGGGUGAGACAGAAGAAAAUAAGAUAGGAUUUGAAAAAGUUUUUAUAGGUUAUUACGGACUGCUCAUUUGAACCCGUUAGCCAAAAUAAAUGUUGGCACUGUACGCUUCUGCAAACCGUGGAUAUGUUUCAUUUGUAUGUUGUUAUGCAGCAGAUAUGUUGAAACUUUAGGUUUUUCAACUCUGUUGUUAACAUGUGGUUAUGCUCAGGCACAAAAAAAGGUCAUGUUUUGGCUGAAAAUACACGCUUUCGGUGGGACAAUCGCAGCUGGAAAUGCUGCAUUGUCUUGCUAAAAAGUGGUCUGCAGCUUGGCAGUUGCUCGCCGAGGUGUCACACCAUCUACCAUCCCCACCACCUCCAGACAAAGCCAGCUCAUGUCUAUCUAACUACAUUUAUCUAUCACUCUGGAAUAUUGAUAUAUGUAUGACACAUACAAACGUAAAUUAUCCAUGAUUUGUAGAAAUGUCAAUGCCAAGAUUUUCUUCUGGGGACUGGGCUGCUUAUUCAUAACCAUUAAUGGUGGUGAUGUCACUUUUUUAAUGUUUUCCAGUUUUGCAUAUUGAUGUUCAAAGUGGACUGAGUGAGUCUUGGAUAAACUUUAAUCAUAUUCUGGUCGUGUGCUCUGUUUACGUACUCUCUAGACAUUCAUGAGUCAGUCAGACAAUAUAUCUUAUUCCAAGAGGAUAUUUGUAUUUUUGUACCAUGUAACUUCAGCAGGUCUAUUUUUAAAGUAGCUUUUUAUAAUUUGUAUUUUGAUACCAUUUUGAAUGUAGUUUUAAAAUGAAAAGAUUUUUUAACAAGGAAAUGCUGGGCAUUCUGUUUGAUGAAUGUAAUAAAACAAUUUCCACUUCUACAUAGGAAGGU
This is a messenger RNA of Plectropomus leopardus (leopard coralgrouper), 4211 nucleotides long. Its product is annotated as HHIP-like protein 1. The record is from RefSeq and is a predicted model, not a curated record. NCBI's taxonomy places the organism in Eukaryota, Metazoa, Chordata, Actinopteri, Perciformes, Serranidae. Gene Ontology annotation, cellular component: membrane.